AUGUUGGAUGUUUUGGAAUGCCUCAGUAAGUUGAGUAAGCGUUAACUUUAGGAGUGACCAAGACUUGAUUCAGUUCAACACAACAACCAAGCCAUGGAUCAUUAAUUGCAUUAACAGCGACCUGCAAGAGCGUUUUCAGAGUAUCCAAGGGGCUGAUCCAACUUUGCUUGCUUUUUCAGUGUUUGAUGCAUCUCUCUGGCCAGAUGAUAGGGUGGAGUUAGGUACUUAUGGAGAAGAAAAAAUCCGUCAUCUUGUUGAACAUUUCAGGCCCCUGCUUGAAAAGAACAAUUUCGAAUUUGAAGCUGUGUAUGAAGAAUGGGCUGGUCUGAAAGCAUGCAUCUCCAAUACCUACCAAGAUUUUACUUUCAAAGCUUUGUGGAAGAGAGUGUUUAACAACUACCAUGACAGGUUCCCCAAUGCUCUGAUGUUAGUUGAGAUUCUCAUGAUCUUACCCCUGGCAACGGCAUGCUGUGAACGGGGAUUUUCAAUCAUGGGGAAGAUAAAAUCAGACUGGAGAUCUUGUUUAUCUGUGGACAUAUUAGACUGCCUUAUGCGAGUUAGCAUAGAAGGUCCUUCUGUUGCUGAUUUUAACCCACAUCCUGCACUGCAAAGUUGGUGGAACAGUGGUCCAAGAGCAAGACGCCCAUAUUUCAAUAAUUAAUGGGGUUGAAAAACAAACAUUCUAUUUGAGCUAGACUCUUAAUUUUGUUAUGUUUCUAUUAUGGAUAGUGGAAAAUAUGUUUCUUUCAUUUUUGGAAAGUAAAAUUUUACUAUGGAAAGUAAACUUUCGUAUCUACUUUCCACAGUGGCAAGUUAUGUCAAAAGUUAGUGUCAAGCCCUGCGUAUUUAUAGCCUGUGGUACUUCGGUUGUUGCACGUAUGUACAAGUAUUUGCCUCUCAGCAUGCACUAAAUGAAUAACAAAAAAUUGUGAAAGUUUUAUUAAUUAUGUGCUGUAUGUGUUCUUGUAAUUUAGAUAUCAGUGCCAGAAGAUUACCAGACCUGGUAUGAAACAAUGUGUGCCAAGUUCCCACCCAAAUUCAGCAGGCUUUUUCAGGGACCUAUGUGGAGUGGACUGCCACUAAAUUUACAAAAAGAUCCACUUACAGUAAGUAUGAUAUUCUAUGAUACAUUGAUUUUUGUUCCUCUUUUCAGUUGCAUAAUUAUUAGUGUAAUGAACAUAAUGAGGCUACUUUCACAUACAAUUAAUAAUAUAGUGUUAUUUUGCUAUGCAUAAGUGGUUUUAGAACAUGAAUCUCUUCUUAGUUUUCAGUCUGACAAAGCCUAUUUGUUAAAAAGCACCCUGUAAGACAUGCAAGGUCAAAAUUUGGUUCCUCUUUCAUUUACUACGGUGCAGUGCUCUAAGAUGCAUCUGUUUUGGUGGCCAUGGUGAUUAGAACAAUAAUUUGGGGACUAAACUUGUAGCAAAAGUCACCAAUUUGGCGACCUGUGUUUGGCCGUCAUGUGCAAAGUGGUCUUUACCAAACAGUUUUUCACGUUUGUUGACUGUGACAUGAGUAAACAUCAACAAAACUAAGGCUUGGAGCACUGCAGUGUAUGUGAUUUUUAAUCUCCUUGUUUUGUCCCCUUGUUUGUUUGCUUUUCUUGCAGUAAUGAUAUGUAAUGUAACUUACAAUAGAUGUAACAUUUGGAUUAUAAAGAUGUAUAAAUAUUAAUGAAUAAUGCUUUGCUUAUCAGGCCAGACCCAGUGUUGCAGCGCCCAGUAUAAGAACUGUCCAGAAGAACAAUGCUUUCUCUGCAUUCUCAGACAAACCAGGAAUACAGGUAUUUAAUGCUACUACUUUGAAAAACAAAUAUUGUAGGUACUGAUUAAAUAUUUUUCUUUCAAAAUGUUGCCUUUCACCAGUAGAAUUUUGAAAAGGUAGAUACAUUUUCAUUUUUCUCACGUUUUAAAUGAAAUGUAAUAUUUAGUCUUUGAGCGUGUCAUAAUAUCUGCUGUUCAGAUAUCCUAAACGAUAUCUCCUUUUUUAUUUGUCCUAUAGAUUGAGGCUCUGAAACAGUUAAAAGUUUCCAAUCCCAAGGGAAGAUUUUGGAUAAAGGUAGAUGCCUUUGACAUCAAGGUUGCUUUGCAAGAGUCAGUACAGGGUCAGUGGAAUGGCGACAUUGACUUGGGUGAUCAGAGAGUAGCCCUGCUGCACCAAGAAUACCAGCAACGAAAGUCUCUUUGUAAAGCCAGUGACCUUUUAUCAAGUAAAGACCAUCUCAUGGCAAGGUUACAAAAGCUGCUUGAUCGUCUCCAUGUGGAUGUUACGUUCCUUGCUGAUGGCCUUGUUGCUGCUCAAGACGCAUAUACCAAGAAAUUUAAUGCCCCAAAUACAUCCCAAGAGUUGUUGAAGGCUCUUUGUUGGGAGAGGGUAGAAUUCAACAUGCUGUUGCAGAAGCACAGUGUUUCAUUGAGACAUAUGAAACAAUGA
Molecule: messenger RNA, 2433 nt
Organism: Porites lobata
Lineage: Eukaryota; Metazoa; Cnidaria; Anthozoa; Scleractinia; Poritidae
Source: the annotation of a GenBank genome assembly